CCGCAGUGGAGAAGCGCGCGCAUACAAGACAGCCAAACCGCACCUGUCGUCUUUCGUCAGGUGUCAAGCCGCUUGAGAAUAAGUUGCUGUCGAGAGUAUUUCCAGCCCCACUCGAUGUCAUACCGCCCCUCCAGCCCCUCGAUGGUGUCGCCAUGUGUCCGCUCCUCCACCAGCCGCCUGAAGGAAUCCUUGGGCUCCAGCUGAACCUUAAGCUCCUUGACGCCGCGGAUCUUGAGCAGCUACUUGACACAGGCAAUGCCGAACUCACCGGCGGCAUCGCCAUCGCCCAAAUCGUCAGGCACUGCAGUGACACAGCCAGACAGACGGGCACAUACAGGACGCAAUGGGCUGCCAUCUGAAUGGAGGCGAUUGUUGCAGCUCACCUUCUACACGAACAUCCAGCCGUUCGAUGGUCGGCAGCUGCUCCGCCAUGUCCCCCCACGUCAGCCCCCCCUCACCCACACCCGUCACCCACCAGGCCUCAAAACACUCCAACUCCCUCUCCCCGCCCACCGCCUGCAGCACCCCCACAGCUUGCUCCUCUGUCGACUCCCGGAAGUCAAUGCGUUUGACCGCCGGCAUCUUGGUCAGCAGACGGCGGCCACUCGCACGCACCUUGCUGGAAUAAAUCGACAGACGCGAUGCGGUGGGGAAUGCGUUGUGAGGCAUGCUGUCAAUCACAAUCGCAUCAGGCUGCUCGGCGUCAUCCUCGGGCUCCCAAUUGUCUUCGCAGACCUCCACGGUCGUCGCACUGGGGAAUGUCAGGGACUGUGCGAGUGCGAUGGCAGCGGGGCUGGGCGUGUCGAGUGCGUUGGCGAAGUGCUGGGGUGCGACGAAGAAGUCGGCCCUGAGGGCUUUGGCUGCCAUCUGCUGUAUGUGCUUCUGCACGAAGGGGGAGGUCUCCGGGCGCGUGGGAGUGUCGCAGAGGAGCGACAGGUCGAAG
Vitrella brassicaformis is the source of this 943-nucleotide messenger RNA. The record is from the annotation of a GenBank genome assembly. NCBI's taxonomy places the organism in Eukaryota, Vitrellaceae.